AGGCGUGGCCGGGUGUCGUGAGGCGGGCCUUCGGGCUAGCUCGCCGUCGGCCGCCGGGGGGUUGGCUGGGUGUCUUUGGCUCUGGGAAGCGGCAGCAGAGGCAGGGACCACUCGGGGUCUGGUGUCGGCACAGCCAUGGCUGGCGCGCUAGUGCGGAAAGCGGCGGACUAUGUCCGAAGCAAGGAUUUCCGGGACUACCUCAUGAGUACUCACUUCUGGGGCCCAGUAGCCAACUGGGGUCUUCCCAUUGCUGCCAUCAAUGACAUGAAAAAGUCUCCAGAGAUUAUCAGUGGGCGGAUGACAUUCGCUCUCUGUUGCUAUUCUUUGACAUUCAUGAGAUUUGCCUACAAGGUACAGCCUCGGAACUGGCUUCUGUUUGCAUGUCACGCAACAAAUGAAGUAGCCCAGCUCAUCCAGGGAGGGCGGCUUAUCAAACACGAGAUGACUAAAAAGGCAUCUGCAUAACAAUGGAAAAUGAAGAACAAGGUCUUGAAGGGACAGCAUUGCCAGCUGCUGCUGAGUCACAGAUUUCAUUACAAAUAGCCUCACUAAGGAAAAUACACUGAAUGCUAUUUUUACUAACCAUUCUAUUUUUAUAGAAAUAGCUGAGAGUUUCUAAACCAACUCUCUGCUGCCUUACAAGUAUUAAAUAUUUUACUUCUUUCCAUAAAGAGUAGCUCAAAAUAUGCAAUUAAUUUAAUAAUUUCUGAUGAUGGUUUUAUCUGCAGUAAUAUGUAUAUUAUCUAUUAGAAUUUACUUAGUGAAAAACUGAAGAGAACAAAAUUUGUAACUACUAGCACUUAAGUACUCCUAAUUCUUAACAUUGUCUUUAAUGACCACAAGACAACCAACAGCUGGCCACGUACUUAAAAUCUUGGCCCCACUGUUUAAAAAUGUUAUCUGUGUAUUUCCGUGCAGUGUGUAUAUUGAGAUGCUGUAACUUAAUGGCAAUAAAUGAUUUAAAUAUUUGUUAAA
Molecule: messenger RNA, 975 nt
Organism: Pongo pygmaeus (Bornean orangutan)
Lineage: Eukaryota; Metazoa; Chordata; Mammalia; Primates; Hominidae
Gene: MPC1
Product: mitochondrial pyruvate carrier 1
Exons: 5
Coding region: 136-465 (109 amino acids)
Biological process (GO): pyruvate import into mitochondria
Cellular component (GO): mitochondrial inner membrane
Source: RefSeq, a predicted model, not a curated record